Molecule: messenger RNA, 1417 nt
Organism: Talaromyces stipitatus ATCC 10500
Lineage: Eukaryota; Fungi; Ascomycota; Eurotiomycetes; Eurotiales; Trichocomaceae
Exons: 2
Coding region: 107-1225 (372 amino acids)
Source: RefSeq, a predicted model, not a curated record
CAAUUAGUACCAGUGAAUGUUAUAAUAUCUAAAUUAUUCUUGUGUUGUUACAUUCUUUAUCUUAACCUAAAGCACCUGGGUGCAUCUCGCUUAUUUUCACUCCAAGAUGGUAGUGUGGGGUAUGAAUUUGUCUGAACCUUCUAACAUCACAACGAAGCCUUGCUCCCAAACAAUGGCCCAAGGCUUAUCUACAAAGGAACCUCGUCGAGUCUACCUAUUUACCCACCCUCGCGUUACUUCCAACCUCCUAGUGAAGAUUCUGAACGUCAAAGAGCAGAAUGUCCCUCCUAGUGAUAAGGGUGGUUAUUUCUUCCAAACCCCAGUCUACAAGGCGAUAGAACUGAAGAUUCGCCACAAGGCAACCACCGCGUGGACUGAUGACGAGGUCUCAGCCAUCCGAGAACUCUACGAGAAAUCAAUUUCUGACUUGCAAAAAUGGAUAGACGAAGCUGAGAAGAAUGGACAGUUUGUCUUUAUCAAGGAGCAUGCUAUCUUCAUGAUUGAUCCUGUCUCAGUGACCAACUAUCAUCCACAUAAACGUGCAGAUAAAGAGAGGGCUGAUGGCACUGAAGCUCUGUCUGAAUUGCGCAAGCAAUGGCAAUUUGGACGAUCCUGUGGUGAAGUUGAGCUCCCAAAUCCAUCACCAUUGAACCAGACAGUUGUCUCGGAUGAGUUCCUCCUGUCAUUUACCCCUACAUUUCUCAUACGUCACCCAGCACUUACCUUUCCGUCCUUUUUGAGGGCCUACAUCGGCGAGGGCAUGCCAAAAACUAAUUUCGAGGCCUCGGCCCUCGUGGAUGAGCUUGAUCACUCAAUGACGUUCCAUUGGAUGCAUCAUCUAUACGAUUUCUACGUCUCCAAGGGUAUUGAACCUCUUGUGGUCGAAUCCGAUGAUGUUAUUAGCUCGCAUGAAGUUGUCAUUGACUACGCCCACCACAUCGGCCUUGAUACUGAGAAACUGCACUGGAAUUGGUCACCUGCAAGCGAAAAGCAGCUUGAGAUGGGUGGAAAUUCUAGACUGCAGCGUUUCUUAGGCACAAUUAUGAGCUCGUCUGGGGUGAUGAAUGAUAAGAUGGCAAAGAAUUUGGAUCUUGCAGUUGAAAGGAAGAAAUGGAAGCAAGAGUUUGGCGGAUUGAUUGGUGAGAAGAUGGUUGAAUGGGUCGAAGCUGCAAUGGAAGACUAUGAAUACUUGAAAGAGAGGAGACUUAGACCUAGCUCUACCUAAGAAAGUGAGGUUAAGCUCGUGGCGAGGGCGAGCAGGAAGGUCAUAAUGUACGUGCUGGUUAACCCAUGGAUUACAAGUACUCAGCAAUACGCAAAAAAACAAACAAAUACUCUGGAAAUAUCAGAAGAGCUAUGGGGUUGAUUCUCGAGUAGGCGAGUGGGCUUGUACGUGAUCGUAAGCGAGUCAACGCCG